This is a messenger RNA of Lytechinus pictus (painted urchin), 8067 nucleotides long. RefSeq names its product polycystin-1-like protein 2. Gene Ontology annotation, cellular component: membrane. The record is from RefSeq and is a predicted model, not a curated record. Bases 1 to 8067 code for a protein of 2688 amino acids. Gene Ontology annotation, biological process: detection of mechanical stimulus. Gene Ontology annotation, molecular function: calcium ion binding; calcium channel activity; protein binding. The transcript is spliced from 27 exons. Lineage: Eukaryota; Metazoa; Echinodermata; Echinoidea; Temnopleuroida; Toxopneustidae.
AUGUGGAAUGUUGCUUUUUUCAUUUUGCUCAUUGUGAAGGUGGACGUCAUCACCGCUGGCGCAGAGACUGAGAUUAUUUGUGAGGACCAACAUGGAGUAAUAGACUGUGGAGAAAAUCUUAUCAGUAUCUCAUCCUCUGUCUAUGGGCGAACUGAUGCAUCAACUUGUGGCUUGAGUUACACAACUGAUUGUGUCUUGGAUGUGGUCCCUGAAUUGGUUUUCUGCAAUGGUCAGUCACAAUGCACAGUGGAAGCUGAAAAUGAUCUUUUCGGAGAUCCAUGCUCAGGAACUCAGAAGUAUCUAAAUAUCACCUACACAUGUGAAGAUUCUCUCUGUGAAACUGACUGGGUUUAUAAUGACGGAAACUGUUAUCUUUUCGAUGAAACUCAGAGAUCUUGGGAGUCAGCAAGAGAAUAUUGUUCUGGAUUUGGUGCUGACUUAGCAAGCAUACAUAGUGAAGAGGAGAAUACAUUUAUAUUUGGAUCCAUUGAAAGUCAUUCAUGGAUAGGAAUAACUGAUAUGGAAAGUGAAGGAGUGUAUACCACUUUUUCAGAUGGAACCCCCAUUGACUUUGAAAAUUUUGCUGCUAACAGCCAUCAAGAUGAAAGUCGUGAUUGUGUUAAAAUGAAAAGUCCACAUGGAGAAUGGACUUGGAAGGGGUGCUUGAGUUCACAACAUUCUGUAUGCAAAAAAGCCCUUGCUGUAACCAGUAUUGUUCAUCCUGUGACAAGACCACAUGCCACAGUACUUCCCACCUCUACCUCUGCUACCACUACUGACCAUGAAACUUCUUCUAUUCAUGCAACGACUACAACGGCAAGCACUACCGGAAAAGCUACAACCCCAUCAGUGACAACAUUCCAUGGCCCAGAGUUGCCUGCAACAACCCAACCUUCUACAACAGUUUCUGCUUCUUCAGAGUCAGCUCAUGUGGUGCCGGGUUUAAAGUUUUCAAGCAUUACACCGACUAUUGAACCUAGUUUCAUUAUCAUGGAGCUGAUUAUGUAUUCCAACUAUGAAUCCAGCCUUGAUAACAUCUUCCAGGUCAACGACACUAUCCUUGUUAUUGCAGCUAUCUUUGGCCCCUUUCAACCGUUUUCAUCUCAGAUCAUUUGGUCUAUCACAGACCAUCUAUCAGGUGAAUCAAUUGAACAUACAGUCUUCUCUGAAGAUACAGUGCUCGUCAGAUUCCCAGUAUCUUCACUUUUUGCCAUUAAUGCAAUUGCUGUCGGGACCACCCUCAAUCUCACAUCUACUGUGAAUGCAACAGUACUUCCCACAAUAAACAUUCUCUGCCCUGCUCAUAUCUACGCUGGCAGAGAAGUUUGGUGUGCUCUUCUGACAGAUGACAUUGUUGAGUUUUCCAAUUAUACCUUCUGUUUCAAUGGUAGUGCUUGCUCGACUGCAAACCCAACUUAUUGGUCUUUAGCUGACAUCCCCGAUCCCUUGAUAGACAGCACUUCUUCUAUGGAGGGACUUUUUGCCAGCUUUCAAAAUCAUCUGUAUUCAGAAGUUGGAUCUUAUACGGUAACAGCGGAGAUAUUUCAAAUUUUGGCCUUUUCAGUUCAAGUAAAUGUGACUGAGAAACCUGAGUGUAUAAGGAAACUUGGAUUUGUGAAUGGGAAUGGCAACAGCACACAUCCUGCUGGAUUCCUCAGAGCAUCUGACAUUGGCAUCUCAGCCAACAUGGAACUUGAUGAAAAAUGCAAUGACCCUAUGACCUCUGACUUCAAGUGGUGGAUAUUCACAUCUGACGAAAAUGAUGUUGCAGUGAUUGCCUUCGAAAAGAUCACACAUAUUCCUCAAGUGACAAUUCCACAAGGAACACUCCCCUAUGGUAUUCAUAGCUUGCAUCUCAAAGUUGAGAUGAAUCAUAGAACAUCAGGAGAGGUCACUGGUGAAGAAAAGAUCAUCACCUGGCUUGAAAUCCUGCCAUCUCCAUUGGUAGCAGUAAUCAAAGGUGGAGCUUCUCGAUCUCACGGUGUAUCUUCCAGUUUGAUAGUAGAUGGAUCAACUUCAUAUGACCCUGAUGUCACCGAUGGGUCAUCCAGUGACCUGAUCUUUGUGUGGUACUGUGUAAUGGUUGAUGGUGAAACCAUGUACUUGUCUAUUGAUGAAGCAAUGCAAAAUACAGAUGAUGCCUGUUUUGAGGAUGAAGAAAUCUUGGAAAACUCACCUUCUUCCAAGGUUGAAAUAAUGUCCAGCAAACUGAAAGCUAAUGUAACUCUGAAUUUUUGGCUCAUUGUUUCCAAGGAAGGAAGAGUGUCCGGUUCAACUCAACAAAGAAUCCUGUUGACCCAGGGGCUUUUGCCAGAAAUAGAAAUUGAUUGCAUCAGUAAUUGCAACACCUACUUACUAACAGCUGAGCGUCUUGUCCUGCAUGCCUCAUGCAGCAACUGUGACAGUGGAGAUGUGUCUUUUCAAUGGACUCUUCAGUCAGAUGAUAGCUCAGUUAUAAGUGAUUUAUCUACCCAGACUACCACAGGCCUUGACCAACCCUACCUGGUUAUCAAACCUCAUACAUUUGAUUCCUUUUCUGAAAGCACUGGCAUUGCUUUACGAGUUACAGGUGACCUGUCCAAUUUCACUUCAGGCGGCUAUUCUGAAUUAAGUGUCCAACUCAAUGCUCCACCCACAUUAGGCAACUGUUCUGUUACACCCACAGAAGGUUAUGCCUUACAAACUGACUUCACUGUGACAUGUCAAGGAUUUACUGAUGUGGAUAACCCCCUAACUUAUGAGAUUAUGUUGUACAGUGGUGUGAAUGUUGUGGAUGGAGACUUCAUUGGUAUUGGAGAAGGUUUUCAACUAUAUGAAGGCAGUGAGUCAUCACAGGAUGGUUUCAAUCUACCAGUUGGAGAUGGUGCACAUGAUUAUACUAUCCUGUUUCAGGUUAAUGUGAAAGACAACUUCAUGGCUAGUACAUCAGUGUUCUUUACAUGUAUGGUCCGCCCUCCAGCCAUAGACACUGGAGGGGCAAACAUGACUCAAGAAUUGCUGAACAUGACAUCGUCUGUUGAAUCCAGUGUGAAUACGUUAUUAGCAGUGGGAGAUACAGGACAUGCUACGCAAUUGAUCAGUGCCCUUGGCUCAAUCCUGAAUUCGAUUGGAGAUGGGGAUGAUGAUGCUGCUGCUGAUGAUGAAGGGAGGGAUACCAGAUCAGAGAUCCGCUCUACUCUUGUUGACUCUAUUGCUGCUAUACCAGUAGAGACCAUGACAUCCCUGAAACAAAGUUCUGCUGCCCUUGCUGUCAUUACUCAAAACAAGCAAGAAAUUUCUACUGACAUACAGGUAAAAGCUGCAAAUGCACUGUCUGAAAUGACAUCCUUUCUGAAAGCUGAAUCUGGGUCUCAUACUCAAGGUCAAAGUACUAUAGAGUCUGCUGGUACCGUUCUAGUUGAAGGGUUGUCAAAUAUCUUCAGUGCUGCCAAGGAAACUCAAAGUCAUAUUUCAAACAACACUUCUCCGGGUGGAGCUGAAGAUGAGGCAACACCCAAUAAGAACCUGACUGAAGUUGCCCUAUCAGCAAUCAAUGACAUCCAAGAUGCAAUAGUUGCAGGCAAGAUUCCCAGUGAAGAAGCUACCAUCAUAACAUCUCCUACGCUGAGCUUAGCAGUGGGGAGUAUCAGCAAGGACAAACUGGCUGAGACAACCUUUGGAGGUUCAGAUGAUGAUGAUGGUGAUGGUAUUGGUAGAUUUGAAAUGCCAUCACAAGAAGGUGUUUUGGAUAAUACUCUGAGCAACGUUAAUGGGACCGUGGUUAGCUUGCAGGCGAGUACUCUGAGGUGGAACCCAUUCAGCUGGGGAACUGGUGGUGAUUCCCUGAAUUCUAGUAUUGUUGGAAUACAGUUGAAAGUGGAUAACAAUGCAUUACAAGUCAAAGACUUGUCUGAUGACAUCAGUGUGUACCUACCAGUAGAAGAACCCUUUGUAGGUGACCCAAUGGUUGUCCAUAUCACCAAGGAGUUCUCUGCAUCUUUCUCUGUCAACCAAUCAUCUCUCCCAGAGGACGGGGCCUUACACCUCAGAGUCGUAGCUGAGAAUGAACCCUUAGUAGUCCUUUCAGUCUGCAUUACCAAUAUUACUAUCAAUGAGACCAGCUGUGUUGGUAAUACUACAGUGGUACGUGCCACCAAUGAAGAUAGUGUUGCGAAUUUCAUAUGGAGCAUCUCUGUAGCUGACCUAAAAGUUGCAGAUGGUAUAAAGAUAAGUCUGUAUGAUGGUAUAGAUGAACCUCUCUAUGAACAUGACAACAUCACACUGUCUGUUUUCAUGCAUACAUCACAGUGCACUUUUUGGAAUGAAGAUGAAGAGUCAUGGGACAGCACAGGAUGUAAGGUCGGUCCUCUCUCUAAGCCCUCCUCAACCCACUGUCUCUGCGAUCAUCUGACCUUCUUUGGGUCAUCACUCUUUGUUCCACCAAACAAGAUCAAUAUCUUCCAGGAUGCUAAGUUAUUCCUGACCUUUGUGGAUAAUCCUAUCGUGGUCAGCUUUGUGAUGUGUAUUCUGGCAGGCUUUGUCAUAGUGGCGGUAUGGGCGAGAAGGAAGGAUAAUCGAGAUGCUGCAAGAGCUGCAGUCACUGUGUUGGAAGACAAUGACCCGUUCCAUCAUUACCGUUAUGAUGUCACCAUAGUCACGGGGAUGCGCCGCGGAUCAGGCACAACAGCAACUGUUACGCUAACUUUGAUGGGCAAGAAUGGUCGCAGCGAUCCACAUGUCCUGCAUGACAGGUUCUCACCCGUCCUGACCAGAGGAUCAACAGAUUCGUUCUUGUUGACCACUGCGGAAGGUCUUGGGGAAAUUCAAUCUUUAAGGCUGUGGCAUAACAAUGCUGGUACUAGUCCUCACUGGUAUGUGAGCCAUUGCGUAGUCCAUGAUCUGGAGAGUGACGAGCGCUACUACUUCAUCUGCAACGGUUGGAUGAUGGUUGGAGGUGAAGGGGUUGGUCUUGACAACACCUUCCACAUAGCAUCAUCCAAAGACUUGCACAAGUUUGGACACCUGUUCACUGCCAGGACUGUACGUGAUCUGCGUGAUGGCCAUCUGUGGUUGUCUGUUCUGAUGCGUCCAAAGCACAGUAACUUCACCUGUCUGCAGCGAGCAUUCUGUUGCCUGUCCCUUCUCAUGUGCUCUAUGAUGACAAGCAUCAUGUUCUACGGCAUCCCCGAUGAUCCAGCCGAUCAGGUCAUGGACUUUGGCACUUUUAGAAUCACCAUCAAAGAGAUCAUCAUCGGCAUUGAGAGCUCUCUAAUCGCCUUCCCCAUCAAUCUCCUCAUUGUGCAAAUCUUCAGACACAUCAGGCCAAGUAUCAAACUUCGAAUAGCUGCUAACAAAGAAAAAUACAUGGUAAAACUGAAGCCGGAAAUUGCCCAUUCACUUUCAAGUAUUAACUUGACCAAGAAGGAAGAUUCGGAAAGGGAGUCUGCUGAUGAUAAAUUGACAUUAAAAAGCCUGACAAAAUCCGUCCAACAUGAAGAUAGAGAGGUCUCUUCCCAACAAUCACCAGAAAGGACAUCUCGUCAUUGGGUUGGUGGAGGUGAUAGUUCUUCCACAUCUUCCAAAGAUAACAACCCUGUAAAUGCCUCAUCUGCUUCUUCUACCACUUCUCUGCCAUCAUGCAUUUCUUUGAAUAGUACGCUGUUCCACCAGGAGAUGGAGGACUUUGUUCUUCGAUCUGUCUCUGCAGUCAUGAAAGAAUGGGGAAGUGACAAGAGUUCAAAGCGUGUAGAGGUAUUUGGACACGGAGGGCUAGAGAAAGUCAAUAGAACACGGAGUGAAACUUCUGACGACACAACCACUCAGUCAGUCAAACAAAUACCUAAUUACAUGAAAGAGGGAAUUGAUACUGAAGAAAAUAGCCGUGACUACGAACCUGAUCUGAUGGGAAAGAAAUGUGAUGGUUUCACCCAUAACUUCUACCUGUACUCGCGGUUGAUGGAAAUGGUCAAGGAUCUAUCAGUCAUAUCUCCAGACAGGUUCUAUGACCCUGAGGAACACAAACAAGCUAUGAGGGAAGCCCAGACCAUCGUCAUGACUGCAUUGGAUAUUGAGACACCUCCCAUAUCACCUGAUGAGUCUCUGCUAUCAGAUUCUGUGGUAGAGGGAAAGAUUAAGCUGAAACAGAGAACCAGGGGUCUUCCACAUGCAUGCGUGUACAUUGCAUGGUUGUUGGUGUUUGCAACCGUGCUCGCUUCUUCUUACAUCACGAUGCUUUAUGGCCUCAAAUAUGGCAAACAAACAAGCAUCGAUUGGUUGAUCUCUCUGUUUAUAGCUACCUUUCAGAGCAUCUUCAUCACACAGCCCAUCAAGGUUCUGUUCCUUGCCAUCUUUGUUUCACUUAUCUUCAAGCAGAUUGAACCAGAGGAAGACUUCAGUGAUGACAUUGAGGAACUCCAAGUAGAUGAUGCUACACAGACUCGCAGGGCACUUCAGAAACGAAGGAACACCAUCGCCCAUUACCAUCCCCCAGCUACCUCUACCAUAAACUCCCACCUGAAGAACAAGCAACUGCAGGCUCGCAUGUAUUCCCUGCUGUGGCAGAUUGCUGGUUUCUUAUGUUUCUUCUAUCUGCUCAUCACUAUCACAUACAGUCAGAGAGACAGGCAGGCGUACUGGAUGACCAGGGGUAUGAAGGGACUCUUCUUCUAUCACAAGAAUAAGGACUACGCAUUGAUGAAUGACUUCCGUAGUUUCCUGAAGUGGGCUAACUCAACACUCCUGCCUGGUCUUCUUAGUGAGGAUAGAUGGGGAGCCGAGAAGCAAUCCACCUUGAUUGGUGGGGGUCUGAGACUAAGGCAAAUCAGGGUUAAACCAAGUUCCUGUAAAACUCACCCUUUUUUCGUAGACCUGAUCAAUGACUGCCGAGCCCCUUUUACUUCGGAUUCAGCGGACAGGGAAUUAUACAAUGCAUCUUGGAGUCAGCCCAUGGUUAACACAUCUGCCUUCUUGAACUCAUCCCAGACAGUGGAAGAGUGGAGUCUUUCCAACUACUCUCCCUGGCACUUCUACCCAGACAGAUCUACAGGAAUGUGGGGCCACACGAUGGUCCUUCCAAACAGUGGCUACAUCUGGGUACUGGGCACCGACUACGAAGAGGCUGUGAAUUCCUUGGCAGAUAUGGUGAAAUCCCGGUGGUUGGAUGCCCGCACCAGAGCGCUCUUUGCAGAGUGGACAGCAUACAAUGCAAACACCAAUCUUUUCUGUGUAGUUACAUUCCUCAUGGAGACCCCUGCAUCUGGUGGAAUGCUGAAGCUCCCCGAGGUACAAGCAGUUAGGCUGCAUCGUUACGCUGCAAACUAUAAACUCUUUGUCAUCAUCUGUGAAAUCCUCUUUGUUUUGGCCCUCUUCUUUGUCAUGUAUCGAGAGUACCUCAGGUACAAGCCCAUCGGUAUCAGAAAGUACCUCAGUGACAAAUGGAACUUGUUGGAAAUUGCCAUCAUUGUCAACUGCUAUGUAUCUGCAGGAUUAUACACCUACCGCUACAUUAUCACCAAGCAGCUCUUUCAGCAAAUGAGAGAUGAAUCAGUUCGCUUUGUGAGUUUCCGUUCUGCAGCUAGCAGUGACAAUGCUCUAGGAUAUAGCUUUGCAGUUAUCAUCAUCCUCAGCUGUGUCAAGUUUCUAUAUCUCUUGCGACUCAAUCCUCGCAUGUAUCUUCUCACUGCUGUCAUGUCUGACUGCUACCAUGAAGUCACAGCAUUCAGCUUUCUGCUCUUUGUCCUAGUACUUAGCUUUGCCUUUUCCAUGUCCAUCACCUUUGGUAGCCUUCCUGACUAUCGUGAUAUCACCAAAUCAGCAAUCACUCUCUUCACCACACUUCCAGGUAACUUUGUCUAUGAUGACUUGAUGUCUGUUCAUCGAACGAUUGGUCCGCUUACUCUUCUGAUAUUCCAGUACUGGGGCUGUUAUUUGUUUUUAGAUCUCUUGAUAGCUGCCCUUAAUGAAAGCAUGGUGACCAUCAGGAGAAAUCCUCCUCCACCUUCAGGGAACAGAAUGAUAGGUCUUCUGCUUUUGUCAAAGAUAUUCUCUUUGCUGGGUAUCCCAGAAAGGUUUCACUUAGGACUGGAUUAG